Molecule: messenger RNA, 1615 nt
Organism: Drosophila serrata
Lineage: Eukaryota; Metazoa; Arthropoda; Insecta; Diptera; Drosophilidae
Source: RefSeq, a predicted model, not a curated record
UAAAUUUCUACUUCAAAAUCUUUAAUAUAAUUUCCCACAAACCACUGGCAGUGUACAAUAAAUUCGUGGCUCUGGCAAGAAAUUCCCCCGAAAAUAGUUUAGCCACCAUAAUUGGCUUCCAAUAAUAUAUUUCUUGGCCCAGAAAAGCCAGCGAAAUGGAUCAAGCUCCGUCAGCAGCAGCAGCAGCAGAAGCAGCUCCCACAUGGACAUGGACAUGUGCCGGGCCGAAAUUAAAUGCGAGUCAGAGACUCUGUAGCUCCACAGCUCCUCAUUCCGAGCUCUGAGCUGCGUGGCAUGCGAGGCACGUUGACAACGAUGACGUGAGUCUUGGAGGGCUAAGCCCGAGAGAUGGAACUGAAGUUUUUGGGAGGUGGGGCGCAGACAGGGACAGUCAGGCAGGCAGGUUGUUGAUAUUAAAGCGACAUUAACAUUGAGCUUGAUGGCUGCGUUGAUGGGCCACGAUACGUUUUUAAAUGCGCAAAAAAAUAGUCAUACAUUCGGAUUCGCACUGUGCACCAUGCAUCUGGGAUUGGGGCGAGUUAUCAUAAUACAACCUUGCGACCGUUACUGAAUUCUGAUCGGCGGAGAAUCCGAGGGAAUCCGCUGUCGUGGCAUAAAUAGCGGAGCACCCACAGCAGCCGGGCACAAACCGUUAGCACUCCUCGUCGUCCGGUACUCGAAUAUAAUGAAGCGGAACCAACCAACCAUCCUUGUCCUGGCCCUCGGCCUGCUGGCCAUAUCCGCCAUUUCGGCCAUGCCUCAGCGAAACCGGGUGAAGAGCCAGCGCCAGGUGGAGUACUCAUCCACCCCGUAUCCGGCCGCCGGCUUCCGUCCCAGGAUUCCCUUCAAUCUGCCCGGCGAGGUGCAGCCCAAGCUGGAGGCCGAACCACUGGCCACCACCCCGAGCAUUCCCAGCGAUGUGGAGACUCUGGAGAAUACCGAACCCCUGAGCACCACGGAGCAGCAGCUGCAGCCGGAAACGGAAGUGGCAGCGGAAGCGGAGACUGAAGCGGAUUUGGAGGUGGCCAUCCGCACGCCCGCCAAAACUUACGGCACCCCCGGAGAGCAGGAUCCCCUAGAGCCCGACACCGUGGUGGUGGUGGCCCAGGAGCCGGCCCGUGACUUUCAGCCACCCACGCUCGAUGCUGUCGAGGACUUUGCCACCGAUGGUGCUGCUGCUGCUGACGGCCAGCAGCCUGUUGCUGAUGUCCCUGCCCUGCAGGCCGAGCAGGAGUUGAUUCCCGAGGCGGAGGUCAAGGCCGUUACCCCGGCGGGAACCUACGGACCACCUGCUGCUACCUAUGGAGUGCCCGAGUUGGGUGAGACAGAGAACGAGUUGGAUCUGGAGGAGUCGCAGGUGGAACUGGUCGAGGAGGCAGCAGCAGAGGAGGCCCUGACCAACCAGCUGGCCAGUGGUCGCCUAAUCCUUUUGCCUUUGGGAGCCCGAGGAACGCAGCUUGGACGCCUCGUCUUGGCCGUGGAGCAGCCACGUCGACGACGACUGAGGAGCGAGCGCCUGAGAAGGAUCUAGGGGAUUCAUUUCUAAAAACAGUUGAAAAACUGGAAAAUGCAGGAUUAUGUGAAACAAAAUAUACGUAUCUACUUGACAUGAAAA